GAUGAACUGAUGACGAGCGGGCAGAAGUCAUCUGCUUCACCGAAGAAAACAUAACAUAUGCGGAAAAUGGCGACUUCAAAAGAGAAUGGUGCAUUCGAAGUGGCCCCUUUAAGAAGUUUAGAUGACUUUAUGUUAGAAUCAGCAAGGUUUCAAGUGCCAAAUUUUCGUGAUUUAGAUAAAUGGGGGAAGAGGGUUUACAACAACCUUGUUUACUAUCAAUCAAACUAUUUCUUACUGGCUCUAGCUCUCUUUGCACUUGUCGGGCUUAUUCAUCCCCUCAAGAUGUUUCUUGGAUUGUUUGCUAUUUGUGUGGCAUGCAGUCUUCUUGUUGCGGCUAGCAACGGUGGCCCUCAAGUAGCUAAAUUUAAGCAAGAGCACCCAAUCAUCAGUGUCAUCGCCAUUCUUGUUGGGGCUUAUUUUAUCGUUUACCUUCUGGAUGGAAUUUUAGUGUUUCUUCUGGGUAUUCUACUUCCAUUUUCAGCUACAUUUGUCCAUGCAUCACUACGCUUACGUAGUUUGCGUAAUAAGCUUACCAACAAGAUGGAACAAAUUGGACUUAAGAAAUCAACACCAAUGGGAAUGCUCUUGGAUGCCUUGGGAUUUGAAGCAGAACUUAUUGACUGACCGAGGUGGAUAUUAACUAAAUUUUGCAUUUGCUAGUCCCACAAGUUAGAAACAUUUUGUGAUAUUAUUUGACUUCAACUUGUGUUGAGUAGCAAUAACCUGGGGUUAUGAUCCUUUAUAAUAAUGCUUCUUUAGUCAUGGUAAAUGCUUUUGAGAAGCCAUAAAUGUCUUGAUGGCAAGA
This is a messenger RNA of Daphnia carinata, 805 nucleotides long. Its product is annotated as PRA1 family protein 3-like. Gene Ontology annotation, cellular component: membrane. The transcript is spliced from 3 exons. The record is from RefSeq and is a predicted model, not a curated record. Bases 58 to 624 code for a protein of 188 amino acids. NCBI's taxonomy places the organism in Eukaryota, Metazoa, Arthropoda, Branchiopoda, Diplostraca, Daphniidae.